AUGGUUUUUCAAACUCGGCACCCUUCAUGGAUUAUUUUAUGCUACAUCUGGCUGCUCCGCUUUGCACACACCGGGGAAGCGCAGGCUGCAAAGGAAGUACUACUGCUGGAUUCUAAAGCACAACAAACAGAGUUGGAAUGGAUUUCUUCUCCACCCAAUGGGUGGGAGGAAAUCAGCGGUUUGGACGAGAACUAUACCCCGAUCCGAACGUACCAGGUGUGCCAGGUCAUGGAGCCCAACCAAAACAACUGGCUGCGGACUAACUGGAUUUCGAAAGGCAAUGCACAAAGGAUUUUUGUAGAAUUGAAAUUUACCCUGAGGGAUUGUAACAGUCUUCCUGGAGUACUGGGAACUUGCAAGGAAACCUUUAAUUUGUACUAUUAUGAAACAGACUACGACACUGGCAGGAAUAUAAGAGAAAACCUCUAUGUAAAAAUAGACACCAUUGCUGCAGAUGAAAGUUUUACCCAGGGUGACCUUGGUGAAAGAAAGAUGAAGCUUAACACUGAGGUGAGAGAGAUUGGACCUUUGUCCAAAAAGGGAUUCUAUCUUGCCUUUCAGGAUGUAGGGGCUUGCAUAGCUUUGGUUUCUGUCAAAGUAUACUACAAGAAGUGCUGGUCCAUUAUUGAGAAUUUAGCUAUCUUUCCAGAUACAGUGACUGGUUCAGAAUUUUCCUCUUUAGUCGAGGUUCGAGGGACAUGUGUCAGCAGUGCAGAGGAAGAGGCGGAAAACUCCCCCAGGAUGCACUGCAGUGCAGAAGGAGAAUGGUUAGUGCCUAUUGGAAAGUGUAUCUGCAAAGCAGGCUACCAGCAGAAAGGGGACACUUGUGAACCCUGUGGCCGUGGGUUCUACAAAUCUUCCUCUCAAGAUCUCCAGUGCUCUCGUUGUCCCACUCACAGUUUUUCCGAUAAAGAAGGCUCCUCCAGAUGUGAAUGUGAGGACGGGUAUUACAGGGCUCCAUCUGAUCCACCGUAUGUGGCCUGCACAAGGCCUCCAUCUGCACCACAGAACCUCAUUUUCAACAUCAACCAAACCACAGUAAGUUUGGAAUGGAGUCCUCCAGCCGACAAUGGGGGAAGAAAUGAUGUGACCUACAGAGUAUUGUGUAAGCGGUGCAGUUGGGAGCAGGGCGAGUGCGUUCCCUGUGGGAGUAACAUUGGCUACAUGCCCCAGCAGACCGGAUUAGAGGAUAACUAUGUCACUGUCAUGGACCUGCUAGCCCACGCUAAUUAUACUUUUGAAGUUGAAGCUGUAAAUGGAGUUUCUGACUUAAGCAGAUCCCAGAGGCUCUUUGCGGCUGUCAGUAUCACCACUGGUCAAGCAGCUCCCUCGCAAGUGAGCGGAGUGAUGAAGGAAAGGGUGCUGCAGCGGAGUGUAGAACUUUCCUGGCAGGAGCCCGAGCAUCCCAAUGGAGUCAUCACAGAAUAUGAAAUCAAGUAUUACGAGAAAGAUCAAAGGGAACGGACCUAUUCGACAGUAAAAACCAAGUCCACUUCAGCUUCCAUUAAUAACCUGAAGCCAGGAACAGUGUAUGUUUUCCAGAUUCGGGCUUUUACUGCUGCUGGUUAUGGAAAUUACAGCCCCAGACUUGAUGUUGCUACACUAGAGGAAGCUACAGGUAAAAUGUUUGAAGCAACAGCGGUCUCCAGUGAACAGAAUCCCGUUAUUAUCAUUGCUGUGGUUGCAGUGGCAGGGACCAUCAUUCUGGUGUUCAUGGUCUUUGGCUUCAUCAUUGGGAGAAGGCACUGUGGUUAUAGCAAAGCUGACCAAGAAGGGGAUGAAGAACUUUACUUUCAUUUUAAAUUUCCAGGCACCAAAACCUACAUUGACCCUGAAACCUAUGAGGACCCAAAUAGAGCUGUCCAUCAAUUCGCCAAGGAGCUAGAUGCCUCCUGUAUUAAAAUUGAGCGUGUGAUUGGUGCAGGAGAAUUUGGAGAAGUCUGCAGUGGUCGUCUGAAACUUCCAGGGAAAAGAGAUGUUGCAGUAGCCAUAAAAACCCUCAAAGUUGGUUACACAGAAAAACAAAGGAGAGACUUUUUAUGUGAAGCAAGCAUCAUGGGUCAGUUUGACCACCCAAAUGUCGUCCAUUUGGAAGGGGUGGUUACACGAGGGAAACCAGUCAUGAUAGUAAUAGAAUUCAUGGAAAAUGGAGCCCUAGAUGCAUUUCUCAGGAAACACGACGGGCAAUUUACAGUCAUUCAGUUAGUAGGAAUGCUGAGAGGAAUUGCUGCUGGAAUGAGAUAUUUGGCCGAUAUGGGAUAUGUUCACAGAGACCUUGCAGCUCGCAAUAUUCUUGUCAACAGCAAUCUUGUUUGCAAAGUGUCAGAUUUCGGCCUGUCCCGGGUUAUAGAGGAUGAUCCAGAAGCUGUCUAUACAACGACUGUAAGGAAAAGUCCCUUACUGCACCUCUUCAUAUUCCUUCCAGUAAGGUGGACAGCACCUGAAGCCAUCCAGUACCGGAAAUUCACAUCAGCCAGUGAUGUAUGGAGCUAUGGAAUAGUUAUGUGGGAAGUUAUGUCUUAUGGAGAGAGACCUUAUUGGGACAUGUCAAAUCAAGAUGUUAUAAAAGCAAUAGAAGAAGGUUAUCGUUUACCAGCACCCAUGGACUGCCCGGCUGGCCUUCACCAGUUGAUGCUGGAUUGUUGGCAAAAGGAACGUGCUGAAAGGCCAAAAUUUGAACAGAUAGUUGGAAUUCUAGAUAAAAUGAUUCGAAACCCAAAUAGUCUGAAAACACCCCUGGGAACUUGUAGUAGGCCAAUAAGCCCUCUUUUGGAUCAAAACACUCCUGACUUUACUACCUUUUGUUCAGUUGGAGAAUGGCUACAGGCUAUUAAGAUGGAAAGAUAUAAAGAUAACUUCACGGCAGCUGGCUACAACUCCCUUGAAUCUGUGGCCAGGAUGACUAUUGAGGAUGUGAUGAGUUUAGGGAUCACACUGGUUGGCCAUCAAAAGAAAAUCAUGAGCAGCAUUCAGACUAUGAGAGCACAAAUGCUCCAUUUACAUGGAACUGGCAUCCAAGUGUGA
This is a messenger RNA of Puma concolor (puma), 3024 nucleotides long. NCBI's taxonomy places the organism in Eukaryota, Metazoa, Chordata, Mammalia, Carnivora, Felidae. The record is from RefSeq and is a predicted model, not a curated record.